Molecule: messenger RNA, 897 nt
Organism: Knipowitschia caucasica
Lineage: Eukaryota; Metazoa; Chordata; Actinopteri; Gobiiformes; Gobiidae
Source: the annotation of a GenBank genome assembly
AUGGAUCGAGUGCUAAUUGGACUACCAGGCACGCACUGUUAUCUGGAUGAUAUUCUGGUUAGUGGGCCGGAUGAGGAAACCCACCUGAAGGCUUUGGAUGCCGUUCUCAUGAGGCUGGAGGAGUACGGCCUCCAUGUCAGAAAGGACAAGUGCAUGUUCUUCCAGGAGUCGGUAGAGUAUCUAGGCCACACUAUUGAUGCUGCUGGGCUUCACAAGUCGCCAGAAAAGGAGCGUGCGGUUGUGGAGGCACCGGCACCCACCAAUGUAAGUCAACUACGCUCUCUCCUCGGAAUGAUUAACUACUAUGGACGUUUCAUGCCAGAUCUGGCAACCAUCCUGCAGCCACUGAAUGCACUGCUGCACAAGGGAAAGAAAUGGCAGUGGACGACUGGUUGUGAGGCGGCGUUCCGUAGAGUGAAAGAACUCAUGGUAUCUCAAAAAGUGCUGACCCACUACAACCCAGAGCUGCCCCCUCGUUUAGCGUGUGACGCUUCACCCUACGGGGUAGGUGCUGUACUCUCGCAUGCCAUGCCAGAUGGGGUAGAGAAACCUAUUGCCUAUGCAUCUAAAACGCUCAGCCGGGCUGAGCAGAACUAUGCUCAGAUUGAGCGUGAGGCACUAGGGAUAGUUUUUGGGUCCAGUAAAAAGUACGCCUUCAAUGGCCGCAGCCCGCAUGCAGCGCUGGGCACUCCUCUUGUCUGCACAUCACUGUCAAGGCUGCCCCUCCCUGACACGGAGCGGGACAAGUUGGACACAGUAGAUGUGUUUUAUUUGUCGCAGUCGCCCAGCAGUAGCGCCGUCAACAGCGCUCCAAGGCCAGACACUUUGCAGUGGGUGAGUCUGUCCUUGUACGGGACUACCGGAGAGGGGAGGAGAAGUGGGCACAAGGGUUGGUAA